GUCCGCUCUAGGGAGGGUUUUGAGUUUCGGGGAUCGUUGAUUUUGCAGGAAUUUCGUACUUAUUAUUUUUUCCAUCAUUUUCUCGCGUUUUCUCAGCAACCAAACGGGGGUGAGGGGAGCAAUAAUGCUGUCGUUCAUUAGUGGGAGUAUCCGCUUGGGUCAAAGACAAGGUUUCUGCAGAUGGAACAGUGCACAUUUCAAAGCCUCUACCAGAGCUUUUCUGCCUACUCAAAGUAGCAACAGCCUAAUCCAUGGAACCAACGAUUCAAUCAAAUCUUCCGAGAAUAAUCUCCUGCAACUUCUAGGAACAAGAUUUGGAUCCCAAACAAAAGAAUUGAUGUUUCCCAGCAGCUCUGGUGGAUGUUUGAUUCCAAGUUUGUCUCCAUUGGCUGCAAUGAUGUCUUCAUCUUCAAGCAGAUAUAUGACAACAGCUGCCUCACCUACAAUGGAUUCUUCUGAAUCUGUCACUGAUGUGCCUACUCGAAUUAAAUUUAAGAGGCUUGAUAAAACUGCCAGGCACAUAAUGCAGAUUGUGGAUAAGGAAGCAGUGGAGGAAGUAAAGGGGCAAAGGGAGAUACCUGAAAUAAAGCCCGGCUACAUUGUGCAACUCAAAGUGGAAGUACCUGAAAACAAGCGACGUGUUUCAACCAUAAAAGGUAUCGUUAUAGCUAGACGUAAUGCUGGCCUGAAUACUACGUUCCGGAUAAGGAGAAUGGUUGCCGGAGUUGGGGUUGAAUCUCUCUUCCCACUGUAUUCCCCUAACAUAAAGGAGAUAAAGGUGCUGGACAAGAAAAAAGUGAGAAGAGCCAAGCUUUACUAUCUCAGGAACAAGAUGAAUGCUCUUAGAUAAUCUUUAAAUAAGAAAUCAAACAUGGCUUCAAAUUGAAUUUUUGGCUGAGAAAUCGCUCUAAUUAUCUUGUUUUCUUCUAAUAUUUUGUCUUUUUUUUUAGUUCUAUUAAACAAAAACUCUGAAUCUAUCCUUGUUGCAGCUGAAAACAUAGCAAGCUCAAGCUGGUAAAGCAUACAUUUAUGCUUAUAACUAUGAACUCUUCUUGGUCUGCGUUUUAUUCUUUUGAUAACAAGGGUGUUAAAAAGAAA
Messenger RNA from Gossypium raimondii (Peruvian cotton), 1098 nucleotides. RefSeq names its product 50S ribosomal protein L19-1, chloroplastic. The transcript is spliced from 5 exons. The record is from RefSeq and is a predicted model, not a curated record. Gene Ontology annotation, molecular function: structural constituent of ribosome. Gene Ontology annotation, cellular component: ribosome. Bases 125 to 850 code for a protein of 241 amino acids. Lineage: Eukaryota; Viridiplantae; Streptophyta; Magnoliopsida; Malvales; Malvaceae. Gene Ontology annotation, biological process: translation.